Messenger RNA from Cydia splendana, 2453 nucleotides. It is a transcript of the gene Exd2, whose product is annotated as exonuclease 3'-5' domain-containing protein 2. NCBI's taxonomy places the organism in Eukaryota, Metazoa, Arthropoda, Insecta, Lepidoptera, Tortricidae. The transcript has 10 exons. Gene Ontology annotation, biological process: nucleobase-containing compound metabolic process. Gene Ontology annotation, molecular function: 3'-5' exonuclease activity; nucleic acid binding. The coding region runs from base 131 to 1861 and encodes 576 amino acids. The record is from RefSeq and is a predicted model, not a curated record. Gene Ontology annotation, cellular component: cytoplasm; nucleus.
UAGUUAUAGGACUUAUAGGUGUUGUUAUUCUAUUUCAUUUUCUAUGACAAAGUUAACACAGUCUAUUUACAUGAAGAAAGGCAAUUUACUUGGAUAUGAAAUUAUGUGUCUGGAUUUUACGCCUUAAAAUAUGGAAGCGAUCUUAAAACAUAAUCUUAGUGUAACAACUGUAAUAAUUACUAUCUUGUCUGCGGCUGUUGUAUUUACUGUUUUAAAGUAUAAACGGAGGAUUAGAAAAGCGUCGGAGGCUUUUCAUUAUAUGAAUGUUUUAAUAGUUACUGAUGAAGAGGCAUGCAAUAGCGCGGUAACUAUUAUAAGAAGGAAGUGUGUAUAUCAUAAAGCCAUAGGAUUUGACUGUGAAUGGGUGACUGUGGGGCGCAAGAGACAGCCUGUCGCACUGUUGCAGCUGUCUACCCUUGAUGGCUUUUGUGGUCUGUUCCGGUUGAAUCAAAUGAAAACUGUCCCUAGCUCAUUAAAAGCAUUACUUGAAGAUAACACCAUCUACAAAGUAGGUGUUUCUCCUUCCGAUGACGCAAAAUAUCUGUUCCACGACUGGGGGGCUAAACUAAAGAGCUCUCUCGACGUGCGCCACCUAGCUCGCGCCUGCGGCCACAGUGCCGGCGGUCUAGCGAGCCUCUCUGAAGCACUGUUGCAAGUCACUCUGGAUAAACACUGGAAGGUACGUUGCAGUGAUUGGGAGGCUGAGCAGUUGACAGACAGACAAAUAGUGUAUGCAGCGGCUGAUGCACAUGUGGCUAUCAAAAUAUUUGCGAAGCUAAUACGUGAAUAUACUAGCCGGGCACGCGGCUCUUACUGGCUUACUGGAGCGACGGACAAACAUUCACAACAAGCUGUUAAUGAUUUAUGUCGGGAUAUUGCAGAUGUUGCUUUUAAAACAAAGCAUAAUAUUGCAGAUGUUGCUUUUAAAACAAAGAAUAACAAAGGGAAGAAGGACAAGAUUGUUAAGAAAGAGGAUAUAGUAAUGAAAAAGAGGUACCCGUACGCGACGCGCACCAAGCCGCUGUACAACAACUGCUACCUGCAGGCGCCCGACGGGGAGCUGCUCUGCACUUGUGACAAAAAGAAAGCCCUCUGGUACGUGGAGAAGGAGUUGGCCGCGGUGGUGAGCGAGGCGCCGCUGACGGUCCGGCUGCGCUUCGAGCCGGCCGGCCGCUCCGUGGGCGCAGUGGGCCGCUACUACUGCCUCGCCAAGGAGAACAAGUGCGUCGUGUGCGGCAGCACUGACUCCUACAUUAGAAAAAAUGUCGUACCUAGAGAGUACCGCAAGUAUUUUCCCGAGGUAAUGAAGGACCACUCGUCGCACGACGUGGUGUUGCUGUGCGUGCGCUGCCACCAGCUCUCCAACACGCUGGACCUGCGCAUGCGCGAGAUGCUGGCGCGCAAGUGUCACGCGCCACUCGCUAACGGCAAGGCUGUGUUCAGCUACGACUUCAAUACCAAGAAAAUACGUUCGGCGGCGCGUGCCCUUCUGCACCAGUCACAGUCGCUGCCGGGGGUGCGGCGGCGCGCGCUCGAGGAGGUGCUGUUGCAACACUACCCGCAAUGCGAGGAGGUCACGCAGGAACUGCUGGAGGAGGCUGCUGCCAUCGGCCCGGAAGCCGCCAUAAAAACGGAAGAAGAGAGCCACGGCAUGAAAGUAGUAGAGCAUCACCUGAAACACGAGGGUCUUCUGCGAUUAGAGGAGUACUGGCGGGAACAUUUCCUCACUUCGAUGGAGCCGAAAUUCAUGCCCGAGUUAUGGUCUAUCAAACACAACGAAGAAAGGCUCCGUGUGAAACUGGACGAAGGACGUUUAUCUCAAAAAGAUUUGCAAUCAAUAGGACUUACGCCCUGGACGUAGUACAAGUUAAACUCACACAAUAACACAUAUUUAGUAAAAAGGACCCAUUGCGGAUUUUUUCUAUACACUCUUCUUUUAGGGAAUAGAUUAAAAUGUUGUUUACUUAUAGUUCGUUUUUUUUUAGCAUUAGAAAUAAGGUAAACAAUAUUGAUGAGUCUUUUAAUUGAAAAACACAUUUUAAAAAUAAGUUACGGCAAAUAUGUAACAACUAUGAAUCCAAUACGAUAUUUUAUAUUAUUUUGCUUUCAUAAGUAAUAGUUAUUGAUUUUUAAAAAGCGUUUUUCAAUUAAAAGACACGUCAAGAUCGCUUACCUUCUUACAUGUUCUUUCUAAUGCUCAAAAAAACGAACUAUAUGUCAUUGACAACUCAUCCUUCAGAAGCGGCUCAUCGUAUUGACGAUGAGAUGUGUUAUUGUGUGAGUUAUAAAUAAUGAAAAGGUUAUAAAUGUAAUUCUAGAAUAUUAUAACCUUUUCUUAUGAUUUCUCCGCAGUCGGACAAAACCUAUUCCUAGUUCUGUUAAAAACUUACUUACUGAACGGCCGGUAAGCCGGUAAGUAAUUAAAAAAUGGGAAUAAAAUUUCGUCAAUUCUU